Messenger RNA from Solanum stenotomum, 591 nucleotides. RefSeq lists its product as uncharacterized. Bases 1 to 591 code for a protein of 196 amino acids. NCBI's taxonomy places the organism in Eukaryota, Viridiplantae, Streptophyta, Magnoliopsida, Solanales, Solanaceae. The transcript is spliced from 3 exons. Gene Ontology annotation, molecular function: DNA binding. The record is from RefSeq and is a predicted model, not a curated record.
AUGGAGAUGUGGCUUGUAUCUACUAACCCCACCGUUGCACCACUAGAAAUGAAAAGCAUGUAUGGCAGACCAGGUAAACUUAGAAGGAAGGAAUCUAGUGAGAGUAAAAAAUCUGGAAAGCUAACUAGAACUGGACUUGCCAUGACAUGUAGUAAUUGUAAUGUUAGAGGCGACAACAAGAAAGGAUGUCCACAAAGGGUUGAGUCAUCAGCAAGGGAAGAACCAUCAAAUACAGACAAGGGAAAGGGUAAAACUUCAGGUUUAGGUAGACUAAAGAAAGCACAAACAGAAGUUGAGCAUUCUACAAAGAGGUCAAGAGAAAGACCAUCUGCAGCACCUAAUGCAUCUCCAGGACCUGCAAAGAGGUCAAGAGGAAGACCACCUGCAGCACCUAGUGUAUCUGCAGCAACUGCAAAGAGUGCAAGAGGAAGACCACCUACAACACCUAGUACAUCUGCAAAAACCUACAAAGGGUGCAAGGGAAGACCACCUAUUGCACCUGUAGCAUCUAAUGCAUCUGCAACACCUAGUGCAUCUGCAUGUGGUGGUGAAGAACUGAGAGAUUCAUCAGUCAUAGUUGUAGAUCGCUGA